Molecule: messenger RNA, 5053 nt
Organism: Anguilla rostrata (American eel)
Lineage: Eukaryota; Metazoa; Chordata; Actinopteri; Anguilliformes; Anguillidae
Gene: ogt.1
Product: O-linked N-acetylglucosamine (GlcNAc) transferase, tandem duplicate 1
Exons: 23
Coding region: 443-3646 (1067 amino acids)
Biological process (GO): protein O-linked glycosylation
Molecular function (GO): protein binding; protein O-acetylglucosaminyltransferase activity
Source: RefSeq, a predicted model, not a curated record
AAAGCCGCCAUUUCAGAGUAGAGCAGACGCUUUGUUAGCAUAGACCGAUCCGGAAUAUUGCUGCAAAGGUUGACAUAAGUAGCCUAUACCUUGAGUAUCAAACGGUAAAAUUACAGAAUCGAAAUUCCGAAGUAUCUAGUUAGUAGUAAGGUGUCGUCGGUAGGUUCGACGAAGAAAAUAAAGUUAUAACUGUGCCAGUGACCUUGCAAUUUUAGUUUGGCGUGAUGUCUGAUUAGCUCGCAGGCUAACGUUAGCUAGCUAGCUAGUUCCCAGAUCAGUUUUCACGCCGGUCCUAGCUAUCUGAGCAUUCGGCCUGUGACUGGGCGGACAGUAGUAUCAGCUAGCUAGCUACGAUAACGGAAGAGCAAAAUAGCUAAAUUUCUUUGUUACUCAAACUACAAAACUGACGACCGCUUUGCGGAAUUCUGAAACUGAGGAGGAGAUGGCGAGCUCCGUUGGAAACGUGGCUGACAGCACAGAACCGACCAAACGUUUGCUUUCCUUCCAAGGGUUGGCAGAGCUGGCACACCGGGAGUACCAGUCUGGGGACUUUGAGGCCGCAGAGCGGCACUGCAUGCAGCUAUGGAGGCAGGAGCCCGACAACACUGGGGUGCUGCUGCUGCUCUCCUCCAUACACUUCCAGUGUCGGCGGCUCGACAGGUCGGCCCACUUCAGCACCCUGGCCAUCAAGCAGAACCCCAUGCUGGCGGAGGCCUACUCCAACCUGGGCAACGUCUACAAGGAGCGCGGCCAGCUGCAGGAGGCCAUCGAGCACUACCGGCACGCGCUGCGGCUCAAGCCCGACUUCAUCGACGGAUACAUCAACCUGGCCGCCGCGCUGGUCGCCGCCGGCGACAUGGAGGGCGCCGUGCAGGCCUACGUGUCCGCCCUGCAGUACAAUCCCGAUCUGUAUUGUGUGCGCAGCGACCUUGGAAACUUGCUCAAAGCCCUCGGGCGACUGGAAGAGGCCAAGGCCUGUUACCUGAAAGCAAUCGAGACUCAGCCUAACUUUGCGGUGGCUUGGAGCAACUUGGGGUGUGUGUUUAAUGCCCAGGGAGAGAUCUGGCUGGCCAUACAUCACUUUGAAAAGGCUGUGACGUUGGACCCUAACUUCCUGGAUGCCUAUAUCAAUUUAGGGAACGUCUUGAAAGAGGCUCGUAUUUUUGACAGGGCCGUCGCCGGCUAUCUCCGGGCCCUGAGCCUGAGCCCCAACCACGCCGUCGUCCACGGCAACCUGGCCUGCGUCUACUACGAGCAGGGCCUGAUCGACCUGGCCAUCGACACGUACCGGCGCGCCAUCGAGCUGCAGCCCCACUUCCCCGACGCCUACUGCAACCUGGCCAACGCCCUGAAGGAGAAGGGCAAUGUAAGGAUGUACACGGUGUCCGAGGCGGAGGAGUGCUACAACACGGCCCUCCGGCUGUGCCCCACCCACGCAGACUCCCUCAACAACCUGGCCAACAUCAAGAGGGAGCAGGGCAACAUCGAGGAGGCCGUGUCACUGUACAGGAAGGCCCUGGAGGUGUUCCCCGAGUUUGCGGCAGCCCACUCUAACCUGGCUAGCGUGCUGCAACAGCAGGGAAAGCUCCAGGAAGCCCUGAUGCAUUACAAGGAGGCCAUCAGGAUCAGCCCCACCUUUGCCGACGCCUACUCCAACAUGGGCAACACGCUGAAGGAGAUGCAGGACGUGCAGGGCGCGCUGCAGUGCUACACCCGCGCCAUCCAGAUCAACCCCGCCUUCGCCGACGCCCACAGCAACCUGGCCUCCAUACACAAGGACUCUGGAAACAUCCCAGAUGCCAUUGCAUCUUACCGCACAGCCCUGAAGCUGAAGCCUGACUUUCCCGAUGCCUACUGCAACCUGGCACACUGCCUGCAGAUUGUGUGUGACUGGACCGACUACGACGAGCGCAUGAAGAAGCUGGUGAGCAUCGUGGCCGACCAGCUGGACAAGAACCGCCUGCCGUCGGUGCACCCCCACCACAGCAUGCUGUACCCCCUCUCCCACGGCUUCCGCAAGGCCAUCGCGGAGAGGCACGGCAACCUGUGCCUGGACAAGAUCAACGCGCUCCACAAGCCGGCUUACGAGCACCCCAAGGAUCUGAAGGCGAGCGGAGGGCGCCUGCGCGUGGGCUACGUCAGCUCCGAUUUCGGGAACCACCCCACGUCCCACCUCAUGCAGUCCAUCCCUGGCAUGCACAACUCCGAGAAGUUUGAGGUGUUCUGUUACGCCCUCAGCCCGGAUGACAGCACCAACUUCCGCGUGAAGGUGAUGGCGGAGGCCCACCAUUUUACAGACCUGUCUCAGAUCCCCUGCAAUGGGAAGGCCGCAGACCAAAUCCACCAGGACGGGGUCCACAUCCUGGUCAACAUGAACGGCUACACCAAGGGAGCGCGCAACGAGCUGUUUGCCCUGCGGCCUGCCCCCAUUCAGGCCAUGUGGCUGGGCUACCCAGGCACCAGCGGAGCUCCCUUCAUGGACUACAUCCUCUCUGACAAGGACACGUCCCCACUGGAGGUGGCGGAGCAGUACUCUGAGAAGCUGGCCUACAUGCCCAACACCUUCUUUAUCGGGGACCAUGCCAACAUGUUCCCACACCUCAAGAAAAAGGCAGUGAUUGACUUCAAAUCAAACGGACACAUUUUUGACAAUCGCAUUGUGCUGAACGGCAUUGAUCUGAAGGCCUUCCUAGACAGCCUGCCGGACGUCAAAGUAGUGAAGAUGAAGUGCGACGGGCAGGAGGCCGGCGACAGCAACGGCGCCCUCUCCAUGCCGGUCAUCCCCAUGAACACGGCCGCCGAGGCCAUCAUCAACAUGAUCAACCAGGGCCAGAUCCAGGUCACCAUCAACGGCUUCACCGUCAGCAACGGGCUGGCUACCACCCAGAUAUUUACUUUGGAGGAGGUUGUAGUAUCUGGGACUAUAUCCUUGGAGAUCAACAACAAGGCUGCUACCGGAGAGGAGGUCCCACGCACGGUCGUCGUGACGACGCGCUCUCAGUACGGGCUCCCGGAGGACUCCAUCGUCUACUGCAAUUUCAACCAGCUCUACAAAAUCGACCCACCCACUCUGCAGAUGUGGGCUAACAUCCUGAAGCGCGUGCCCAACAGCGUGCUGUGGCUCCUGCGCUUCCCGGCCGUGGGCGAGCCCAACAUCCAGCAGUACGCCCAGAACAUGGGCCUGCCCGCCGCCCGCAUCAUCUUCUCGCCCGUGGCGCCCAAGGAGGAGCACGUGCGGCGGGGCCAGCUGGCCGACGUGUGCCUGGACACGCCGCUCUGCAACGGCCACACCACCGGCAUGGACGUGCUGUGGGCCGGCACGCCCAUGGUCACCAUGCCAGGUGAAACCCUGGCCUCCCGAGUGGCUGCCUCCCAGCUGACCUGUCUGGGCUGUCUUGAGCUCAUUGCGCACAGUCGCCAAGAGUACGAGGAUGUGGCUGUUAAGCUAGGCACCGACAUGGAAUACCUGAAGAUGGUCCGUGCUCGCGUGUGGAAGCAGCGCAUCUGCAGCCCGCUCUUCAACACCAAGCAGUACACCAUGGACCUGGAGAAGCUCUACCUGCAGAUGUGGGAGCGCUACGCCGCCGGGGGCAAGCCCGACCACAUCGUCAGCAUCCAGCCCCUGGAGGCCAGCGAAAGCGCCUGAACCCUGGCCUCUGACCUUUCGCCUCUCACCCCUCACCCCCGACCCUGUCCGGCUUUCCUCUCAUCUCAGAGACUCUGCUGCGGAGCCUGCACGUUUUUACUCGUCCCCCCGCCCUUCCCCCGUGUUUAGCAAACACCCCUUAGAGCCAGAGGAGAGCCCCGGCUGUUCCGCUCUCCCACUGAGACUCUGCUGACGCACGCACACAUGCACAUGCUUUCUCUCUCACUCACUCUCUCUCUUUCUUUCUCUCUCUCACACACACCCACACACAGUGGGGCUGGCUUUGUUAAUAAGCGCUUCCUACACAAUACCCAAAAAGCACCAGUGGCUUUUUUUUUCUUUUAAGUUAACCAGUAUGUGUUUUUGAUUGAGAAGUCAAAUUUGAGCCCUGCACCAAAUUGAGUUUUGUUUUCUGAUUUGUUUCUUUUGUUUACUGCAAAAAAAAAAUUACAUUAAAAAGGUAUUGAAAAUGUUGCUGUUUUUCCUGCCAAAAGUGGAGGGAUUUUAUCUAAUAUGAAGUGUAUAUGUCAAAUCAAAUCAGUCCAAAUGUCUUUGGCCUCUUCCGUGUUAGACCAUGUCUCUGAGCACUAAACAAUCAGGAUGCAUAAAGAUGCAGAGGAGUUAUUCAGAGGGCCCCCUCACACAGGUUCACUUCAUUCAUGACCUAUGUAAAGGCAGACUUAUCAGGAAAGGCCCGGGUAAGUAUUUUCACAGCUUUUAUUUUGUAAAUGUUUCAUUGCUGACCAUUAAGUUUUUCCUGUAUGCGUGAGCAGGUCUUUUGUUGAAGGAAUUUUGAAGGCUCUAAUUUACCCUGUUCAGAAACAACAGAGGCAUGUGGUCUAUUAUUCCUUCUUGUAGAAAAGAGCAAAUGUUCUGUGGUUCCUUAGAGUAAGAGAGUAAAUAAAUUGAUGUCCAGUUUUAUUUUAUUUUAAGAUCUGGAACCACUCCUCAGAGCGUGAAUGGGUUCUUGGCAAAACAGCCGAUUCUGUCACAAAUUUCCAAAUUGUCAACUUAGUUGUAUAAAAACUGCCUUACCUAAGUUCUCUCUCAACUGCCUACUUCUGUGUUCAUCGGCAGGGUCGUCUUCAAGACAUUGUUUUGUUAACUGGACUGAAAGAGUUGAGAAUUUCGGGUGAUGUUUUGCUUGCUUUGUUUCUCAUUGUCAUAUAAAAUGUUCCAGGUUGUGAAUGCCAAUUUAGAAAACUUAUUCACUGGAUCUUGACCGUACUUGAGCCCCACACAUUGAUGCGGUGAGACGUCUACAUGUCAUCGUCCAGGUGUUUGUCAGAAGCUUGACUAUUCUUGCCUCCAGUAGCUCUUGCUUGGUGUUGGAUGUCUUCAGUAAUGUGGCCACACUAUUGGUCACCCGUUCCAAGUGAUUCUGUAAAUAAACUGGUUUGCUCAGUA